Molecule: messenger RNA, 2406 nt
Organism: Alternaria ethzedia
Lineage: Eukaryota; Fungi; Ascomycota; Dothideomycetes; Pleosporales; Pleosporaceae
Exons: 3
Coding region: 1-2406 (801 amino acids)
Source: RefSeq, a predicted model, not a curated record
AUGCUGCUUCCUCCCACCGAUCCGCACCUUUCGACCGCAAGCACGCAAUCAACGUUCGAAACCAUGGGACAUACGUGGCGCAACGUCAACUCGCCGCAGGUCGUACCUGAAGCUCACAACGAUCUCUCCGACGAGUAUUCAAGCUAUCAGCAACGCGUUGAAAGCCGCGCUUCUGGUACUGCGGCGGUGGAGGCUGCAAAGCAUAAUCGACGACGCAACGCAGCAUUGUCACGUCUCUACAACGUGUUCGACGGCAAGAGUGACUCCGGCGACCAGAAGCCAUACAGUCAGACUGUUAUCGUCAACAGCGAGGACGGAGGAGUAGCGCAGCCUGAGCAGCCAUCCACGCCCAAGAAGAAUCGCGUGCCGAUCCUUUGGCAUGGACUACCAUCCCCAGAAACGCCGACAUUUUGCAACUAUACACGAGCUAUCCCUCCAGCUAGCUCUGCGCAAGAGGAGCUAUCAUGGCAGACUUCUCUCGAGGAGACCAAGAACGACAUUGAAACCGUCCUAGUGAAGGCGAAUCACACUACCAAUAAGUUUUCGGUACCAGCGCAGUCUCCUAUUGACAACGACAAGGCGAACGACGACGGCUUGAAGCCUAUGAUCUCCCAGACUCCCGAGGAUGAUACUGGGGCUGAUGCGAAACUGGCUCGCGAACUUGAAGAGUCUCUGAAUCCGACGGCCACACGUCGCAGUACCAGACUGCGCACACAGCCCAAGCCAUCGUUACCAAUCGCAGCGCCCAAGACUCUUCGCAAAUUGUUGCCCGCGACGAAACCAACGGAGUCUUCGGCACAUCCAGAGUUCAGCUUCAGCACUGAGCCUAUCAAGGCCGACCCUGUACCGUUCGAUGGACUGCCCACUGUUCACUCGCUGUCAUGGCAGUUGCAAUAUCCGCCCGGAGGGAGCACACACCCGUCAUACCCAUAUCCUUCUCUGGACCCACGCCUUCUCUUUCAUCAGGCCUUCGUCCCGAUUAUCGGCGGGUUGCCAGAUUUUACCCUGGUUCAGAAGCUCGUGCUCCCUAUGGGGUGGAAGCAUGUCUCAUGGUCUGGUCUCCUGCCCAUCGCCUUCGACCCGUAUCGUCAAGCGUUUAAGCUUACACCGGUUGGGCCUAUGCCGCUUACGUGCGAGGAACUUCAUCAACAAGGUCUCCACAAGUAUGUACCAGGUGGCGAGCUGCACCCCGAGUAUGGCAUGUUGCCCGAAAUGCUUAAGCUCAGCGAUGGGAGUGACGCCGAGAUCUUCAACUUCGAUGGAACUGAUUGGACAUUGCCAUGGAAGGGCCAGAUCGACUUCCACGCCCCUUCCAAUGCCACGAACGAGCAGCUCGGCAGCUAUGAGAUUAGCAACCCCAUCGACUCCGAUACCUUCGCGCCCGUAAUCACUUAUCCAUGGAGCGAAGCCCGAGACUGCCCGGACAAGGUAUUCGACAUCUGUGAUGCUUGGCGUUGGCUAUCGUUCAAAGAGAUGAACCCUGAGAUGGACUUCAUUCCCACACCCGGGAUGAAUUGGCGAGGAACCGGCGCAAUACGAUCCUUGCGUAAGUACAAGUUACCUAUUCCUGAGCUGAUGAUGCUUGCCAUGCCGGACCCGACUACAUCGGAGAACAAGCAUAUUGUAUUGCUUCAGAACCAAGAUGAUGGAGUCAAGGAUAAGAACCAGUUUUGUCCAUUCAAGAGUGUCGCGACAUCCGUCAUGGCCGACAUAACCCUCCUUGGCGACACCGAGUUCACGAUCAUGGAGCUACUGUCGUAUUUUCCUCAACACUACUACUGGGGUCAUGCAGCUGAGCGAUUCGUGAGGGCUGGGGUUACAUGGAGCUUGGUACGGGACUCUCUCAUUAUGACACGAGGUCUUCAAGGCGAUGAAGUCAUGAUGGCGAGUAGUAUUUCUAAUGCAGCAAAAGCUGCCAGGAAGAGGGAUUGCGUCAAGGUCGAAGAGAUGGACAUUGAUGAAGUUGGCAAGGAUACACCGUCGCCCACGCUCACACCAGCUAUCAACUCCACUAUCGUUGACUUGACCUCGAGCUAUACAGCUGAAGGGUGGACUUACGACGUAUGUGAGAAGAUCGACUACCCGCUGCUCGCCCUCGCGCACGGUUUGCAACUCUUGCCUACUGGUCUGGAUGCCGGUCCGCUGACAGCACUCAUACGCUGGUGCAAAGAGCAAGGUCGAUACAAAGCCAUGCUUAGCGAAGUUUCUGCGCUGCUGAAAGAAGCAGGCAUUGAGCCACUGAUUGAGCCGGGUGAGAACGGAUGUCCGGAUAAGGAAUUUACAGGCAGGCACGCUGGGGCAUUGAAGAAGGAUAGGCUCAGGGUGGUUAGAGAUGCGGGUGUCAACAAGAGGGCACUCGAUGGCGGCGCUAGUGAGACUCAGGGAAAGAGGAGGAAGGCUGAGUAG